Coregonus sp. 'balchen' is the source of this 20239-nucleotide messenger RNA. Lineage: Eukaryota; Metazoa; Chordata; Actinopteri; Salmoniformes; Salmonidae. The record is from the annotation of a GenBank genome assembly.
GUCUGGACAAAGCGGCGACGGAGAAAAUGAGUCGCCGCAAUCGGUCUCUUCUCGUUUUACAAAUGGCUAUAAUAUAAGAAAAAUAUAAAGUGAAUACAACGGUCUUAUGUCCAGUGAACUCCUAAACAUGGCAACUGAGGAGGAGAGGGGCGUAGUGCGUGUCAAAGUCAAGGUGAGGAAGAUGUGAAUGAUGGAAUAGCAGCGGCUAGCUAGCUGGGCUACCCUGGCGUAUUUUGACAGGUAUCACAUUUCCAGAUAGAUAGCUAGCUAGCUAUUGUCAUCACUGUGGCCGACGUAUUUGAGCCAUUUCACAUGACAUUUGCUGUAGCUUGUAGCGUGCCUUCUUGAUGUUGGAACUGCUAAUUCACUUCAUCUGCCCAGUCCAGACCAGUGCUUUGUUUUUUGUUUUUAGCAUUGAGCCUGCUGUUGCUAACAUCUAAUGAGAAAAGUGUACAGUAUGGUGUUUUCAAGACAAGGAGGAGGGGGGUCAAAUCUUGACGUCAGUGAUCUUCAGGUCGAAAGUCGGAGGUCAAGAACGAUGCACACGUUUCUGACUUGGAAUUCAUAAUUGUAUGACCAUUCCUGUGGAGCUCGUUUUUUCCCCGAGUUCCCAGGGGUAAAAAAACACGCUGAAAUCGGAAUUUGAAAAUGUCAGAUUUCCAAGUUGUUUUGAACGCGGCAUUAUUCUACCGUAACCAACCCUCUUGGAUCUUCUGACUACAAAAAGUCAAUAAUUGAUUUAAGAAAAAUAAAUCUAGCUAACAGAUUAGGGAGAUUCGGGGAUUGACAAUGGGUUUACCUGCUGAUGUGAUGCGUUGUGAUCAUGCACUCGGAAAAGCAUAGAAAGCAAGAUUGUAAGUCAACUGAUCUUAACAAGUCUUGACAGUUAGCUAGUAGGUUAAUUGUGUUAUUCCAAAUAAUGAAUUCAGCGAUUCACAGACAGAACCCCACAGUGACGUGGCUGGGUGAUAUGAAGUUAGCUAGAUGGUUUUUAGUACAAGUGAGUCAUUUAGUAAACAUCACCACUCCAGGGGUGUAUUCAUUACGCUGAUUCUGUUUCAAAAAGUUUCGCCAGUUGCGAAAGUUUUGCAACAAACCAUUUACCAAAUGCAAACGAGAGUUUCUAUUGGACACAUUCAGAUAGGUUUUGCAACAGAUUCGGCAUAAUGAUUACAACCCAGGGGUGUAUUCUUUAGAGGGUUUAUUCAUUAUUCGGUUUCAGUUGCAAAACGUUUUGUCUUGUUGCAAAAUGCAAGCCGAUUUACUCCAAACUGAAACCGUUUUGCAACGAAAACGAGAGUUACUAUUAUUAGACCAAUUCAGGUAGGUCCCGGACUCCCUCACCUUUUCGUUUGCUCUGUUUGCUUCUGUUUGGUUCUUAAACGGUAAAUUGUUUCCAAUGCAAGUUGCAAUGAACACUCCCCUGGUGACAGAUAGCUGACUAAACUAAACUCCACCAUAUAGAGCCCCACAGUGGCGGUGUCAUAAAACCUAGCAGUCAAACAAGGAAAUGGUUCCAAUCAUUUCCCACUAUCCAUUUCCCAUAGGAGAUUUUAGAAACACUUAAAAUAAGAGCUGUGUUUCGUGUAGGCUUAUCCUGGUGUCUCUCGGACAAGGUGACUUUUAUCAGUAUGCUUGGCUUUAUUUAGUCUCAGAUUCAAAUGCUAAUUAGCAUCAAAGUAGACAUCAUGCAAAACUAAAAAUCCCUGCAAGCUCCUGCACAUCAUCUCUAGCUGACACCUUUGCUAACAGGUAUUGUCUAAAUUUAAAACUUGCACAAGACAGUUCACAAAAUUGUCAAUUUAAAGAAAUGUAGCCAAUUUAUUCAUUACUACGUUUAGCUAACAUUAGAUAGUUAAUCGAGAGAUUCUUACCUUUGUCUCGAUUCGGCAGUCUCGUCCAGAUCAUGGCAUUUGUAGUUCUUUAUGAUAGCCACAUUAGCAGCUAAUUAGCGUUUAAUCUUUGGUGGGUAAAUACAGGUGAAUACAGUGCAUUCGGAAAGUAUUCAGACCCCUUCACUUUUUCCACAUUUUGUUACGUUACAGCCUUAUUCUAAAAUUGAUUAAAUAUAUUUUUUUCCUCAUCAAUCUACACACAAUACCCCAUAAUGACAAAGCAAAAACAGGUUUUUAUAAAUUUUUGCAUAUAUAUAUAUUUAUUAUUUUACGGAAAUAUUCCAUUUACAUAAGUAUUCAGACCCUUUACGCAGUACUUUGAAGCAUCUUUAGCAGCGAUUACAGCCUGGAGUCUUCUUGGAUAUUAUGCUACAAGCUUGGCACACCUGUAUUUGGGGAGUUUCUCCCAUUCUUCUCUGCAUAUCCUCUCAAGCUCUGUCAGGUUGGAUGGGGAGCGUCGCUGCACAGCUAUUUUCUGGUCUCUCCAGUGAUGUUCGAUUGGAUUCAAGUCCGGGCUCUGCAUGGGCCACUCAAGGACAUUCACAGACUUGUCCUGAAGCCACUCCUGCAUUGUCUUGGCUGUGUGCUUAUGGUCGUUGUCCUGUUGGAAGGUGAACCUUCGCCCCAGUCUGAGGUCCUGAGUGCUCUGGAGCAGGUUUUCAUCUAGGAUCUCUCUGUACUUUAUUCCGUUCAUCUUUCCCUCGAUCCUGACUAGUUUCCCAGUCCCUGCCGCUGAAAAAUAUCCCCACAGCAUGAUGCUGCCACCACGCUUCACCGUAGGGAUGGUGCCAGGUUUCCUCCAGACGUGACGCUUGGCAUUCAGGCUAAAGAGUUCAAUCUUGGUUUCCUCAGACCAGAGAAUCUUGUUUCUCAUGGUCUGAGAGUCCUUUAGGUGCCUUUUGGCAAAUUCCAUGCAGGCUGUCAUGUGCCUUUUUACUGAGGAGUUGCUUCCGUCUGUCCACUCUACCAUAAAGGCCUGAUUGGUGGAGUGCUGCAGAGAUGGCUGUCCUUCUCAAAGGUUCUCCCAUCUCCACAGAGGAACUGGAGCACUGUCAGUGACCAACAAGGCCCUACUCCCCCGAUUGCUCAGUUUGGCCGCGUGGCCAGCUCUAGGAAGAGUCUUGGUGGUUCCAAACUUCUUCCAUUAAUGUUGGAGGCCACAGGUGGCUAACCACAGGUGGACUCCAAUCAAGUUGUAGAAACAUCUCAAGGAUGAUCAAUGGAAACAGGAUGCACCUGAGCUCAAUUUCGAGUCUCAUAGCAAAGGGUCUGAAUACUUAUGUAAAUAAGGUAUUUCUGUUUUUUUAAUUUGUAUACAUUUGCUAAAAAACUGUUUUCACUUUGUCAUUAUGGGGUGUUGUGUGUAGAUUGAGGGGGAAAAAAUAAUUUCAUCAAUUUUAGAAUAAGGCUGUAACGUAACAAAGUGGAAAAAGUCAAGGGGUCUGAAUACUUUCCGAAUGAAGAAAUGUGAGUGAGCCCACUCCCUUGGCUGAGGAGCAACUCCACACAUGAAUGGUCUCAGGAUGCUUUACUGUUGGCAUGACACAGGACUGAUGGUAGCACUCACCUUGUCUUCUCCGGACAAGGUAUUUCCCGGAUGCGCCAAACAAUUGGAAAGGGGAUUCAUCAGAGAAAAUGCCUUUACCCCAGUCCUCAGAAGUCCAAUCCCUGUACCUUUUGCAGAAUAUCAGUCUGUCUCUGAUGUUUUUCCUGGAGAGAAGUGGCUUCUUUGCUGCCCUUCUUGACACCAGGCCAUCCUCAAAGUCUUCGCCUCACUGUGCAUGCAGAUGCACUCACACCUGCCUGCUGCCAUUCCUGAGCAAGCUCUGCACUGGUGGUGCCCCGAUCCCGCAGCUGAAUCAACUUUAGAAGACGAUCCUGGAGCUUGCUGGACUUUCUUGGGCGCCGUGAUGCCUUCUUCACAACAAUUGAACCUCUCUCCUUGAAGUUCUUGAUGAUCCAAUAAAUGGUUGAUUUAGGUGCAAUCUUACUAGCAGCAAUAUCCUUGCCUGUGAAGCCCUUUUUGUGCAAAGCAAUGAUGACGGCACGUGUUUCCUUGCAGGUAACCAUGGUUAACAGAGGAAGAACAAUGAUUUCAAGCACCACCCUCCUUUUUAAAGCUUCCAGUCUGUUAUUCUAACUCAAUCAGCAUGACAGAGUGAUCUCCAGGCUUGUCCUCGUCAACACUCUCACCUGUGUUAAUGAGAGAAUCACUGACAUGGCAGCUGGUCCUUUUGUGGCAGGGCUGAUAUGAAGUGGAAAUGUUUUUUGGGGAUUAAGUUCAUUUUCAUGGCAAAGAGGGACUUUGCAAUUCAUCUGAUCACUCUUCAUGACAUUCUGGAGUAUAUGCAAAUUGCCAUCAUCAAAACUGAGGCAGCAGACUUUGUGAAAAUUAGUAUUUGUGUCAUUCUCAAAACCUUUGACCACGACUGUAUGUUAUAAAAUAGGCCUACAAUGUACCUCAAUGAAUGGUUACAAUUACAUGAUUGUUUCUCACCUUCCUCAGAAGUGUGAGGGGAUGCUGCCAGUGGAGUUCCGCUCAUUUGCUGUGGAUCCUCAGAUAACGUCACUAGAGGUGCUACAGCACAUCCUCAUCCGAGCUUUCGAGUUAAAUGGGUGAGAAGCAUCAUCAACAUCAUAACGUCUACAGUGUUGUUGAUUGACAUGGAAAGCAGAAUAGCGGAGGUGCAUAAAAGUGGCAGGCCCCAUGCACUUAUGACAAAUGCCUUGUUUUCUAAGUUUGCCCUAUUGUACAUUGCUCUCAGUUACUCUUUUUUGUGUGUUGGAAUUUUGGAUGACUGUAAUUGGCCAGCCACAUUUUUUUGUUUUUUUUGACGCACAUUUUCUCCUUUCCUCCGCUCCGGACUGCAUGUGCUGCCAUAGAAAUAGAGUUAGCGUCACCAUUCAAGUCAAUGAUGGCAUAAUGGGUGGACUGGCAGCCAUUGCGAGUGUACCCAUAGGAACAAGGCAGGAAGUAAAAGCAGGAAGUAAAAACCAUCAAUAUGUGCUGUGAUUUGUUGAUUCAACUCAACUGACAUUACAAAAAAUACAUCCCAUUGCAUGAGCCACAUCAGUUAACAUCAUUUGAAUCAUAGAGGUCCUAUUAACUUACAGUAUUCUAAUUCCUUAUUUGAAUGAACAUUCUACAUUACCAUGGAAAUUAUGGCAUCACAAUACCAGGCAGCCAUUGCGAGUGUACCCAUGAGUUUACCAGUCAAAUUGCCAGGGUUAGAGCUUACAAGCCCAUUCUAUUCAUUGCUUGUUCAACACCUUGCUUGUUUCAGCAAGGAGCAACAAAGUUUCAUCACAUUUUUAAGAGACCAUGUAAUCGCAGAAAUGGACUCAACCGCGCAAAUGCCGGGCUGUUUUUUUUUUUGUAAAAGUGUUAUUUUACGGUCUUCAUCCAUAACCUUUUGUUAUACGGUAAUUAUGCCAGCCCUAGCAUUAGCACAGUAUACAUGAUCCCAAUUUUAGCUCCAAGACGCCGGCAAUUUGAAAAGCCGCAAUAGUAGAUUGUGCUGAUUUAUUGGCGCAUUGAACCAUUUUGCGUGCCGUAGUUAAAAAAAACUUAAUGGAUAAUGCUAAAACAAUGACAGCAUACAGUGGGGAAAAAAGUAUUUAGUCAGCCACCAAUUGUGCAAGUUCUCCCACUUAAAAAGAUGAGAGAGGCCUGUAAUUUUCAUCAUAGGUACACGUCAACUAUGACAGACAAAAUGAGGAAAAAAAAUCCAGAAAAUCACAUUGUAGGAUUUUUAAUGAAUUUAUUUGCAAAUUAUGGUGGAAAAUAAGUAUUUGGUCAAUAACAAAAGUUUCUCAAUACUUUGUUAUAUACCCUUUGUUGGCAAUGACACAGGUCAAACGUUUUCUGUAAGUCUUCACAAGGUUUUCACACACUGUUGCUGGUAUUUUGGCCCAUUCCUCCAUGCAGAUCUCCUCUAGAGCAGUGAUGUUUUGGGGCUGUCGCUGGGCAACACGGACUUUCAACUCCCUCCAAAGAUUUUCUAUGGGGUUGAGAUCUGGAGACUGGCUAGGCCACUCCAGGACCUUGAAAUGCUUCUUACGAAGCCACUCCUUCGUUGCCCGGGCGGUGUGUUUGGGAUCAUUGUCAUGCUGAAAGACCCAGCCACGUUUCAUCUUCAAUGCCCUUGCUGAUGGAAGGAGGUUUUCACUCAAAAUCUCACGAUACAUGGCCCCAUUCAUUCUUUCCUUUACACAGAUCAGUCGUCCUGGUCCCUUUGCAGAAAAACAGCCCCAAAGCAUGAUGUUUCCACCCCCAUGCUUCACAGUAGGUAUGGUGUUCUUUGGAUGCAACUCAGCAUUCUUUGUCCUCCAAACACGACGAGUUAAGUUUUUACCAAAAAGUUAUAUUUUGGUUUCAUCUGACAUUCUCCCAAUCCUCUUCUGGAUCAUCCAAAUGCACUCUAGCAAACUUCAGACGGGCCUGGACAUGUACUGGCUUAAGCAGGGGGACACGUCUGGCACUGCAGGAUUUGAGUCCCUGGCGGCGUAGUGUGUUACUGAUGGUAGGCUUUGUUACUUUGGUCCCAGCUCUCUGCAGGUCAUUCACUAGGUCCCCUCGUGUGGUUCUGGGAUUUUUGCUCACAGUUCUUGUGAUCAUUUUGACCCCACGGGGUGAGAUCUUGCAUGGAGUCCCAGAUCGAGGGAGAUUAUCAGUGGUCUUGUAUGUCUUCCAUUUCCUAAUAAUUGCUCCCACAGUUGAUUUCUUCAAACCAAGCUGCUUACCUAUUGCAGAUUCAGUCUUCCCAGCCUGGUGCAGGUCUACAAUUUUGUUUCUGGUGUCCUUUGACAGCUCUUUGGUCUUGGCCAUAGUGGAGUUUGGAGUGUGACUGUUUGAGGUUGUGGACAGGUGUCUUUUAUACUGAUGAUAAGUUCAAACAGGUGCCAUUAAUACAGGUAACGAGUGGAGGACAGAGGAGCCUCUUAAAGAAGAAGUUACAGCUCUGUGAGAGCCAGAAAUCUUGCUUGUUUGUAGGUGACCAAAUACUUAUUUUCCACCAUAAUUUGCAAAUAAAUUCAUUAAAAAUCCUACAAUGUGAUUUUAGUUGACGUGUACCUAUGAUGAAAAUUACAGGCCUCUCAUCUUUUUAAGUGGGAGAACUUGCACAAUUGGUGGCUGACUAAAUACUUUUUCUCCCACUGUAUCUGAAUUUAGCGUCUUUAUGCACCUUCGCCAUUCUGCAGACAAUAUUAGAAAGUAUUGUUUUGAGAGAAAGCUUUGCCUACAGUAAAGUUUAAAGAAAUGAUGGAGUGGGACAUACAGUGCAUUUGGAAAGUAUUCAGACCCCUUCCCUUUUUCCACAUUUUGUUACGUUACAGACUUGGAUUAAAUGGAUUAAAUGAAUUUUUACCCCAUUAUGACAAAGUGAAAAGUUGUUUUGUUUGUGAAAAUUUAUUUUUAAAAAAAAACGGAUGCCUUAUUUACAUAAGUAUUCAGACCCUCGAAAUUGAGCUCAGGUGCAUCCUGUUUCCAUUGAUCAUCCUUGAUGUUUCUACAACUUGAUUGGAGUCCACCUGUGGUAAACCACCUGUGGCCUCCAUCAUUCUUAAAUGGAAGAAGUUUGGAACCACCAAGACUCUUCCAAGAGCUAGCCACCUGGCCUUGGUAAGGGAGGUGACCAAAAACCCGAUGGUCAUUCUGACAGCGCUCCAGGGUUCCUCUGUGGAGAUGGGAGAACCUUCCAGAAGGAUAACCAUCUCUGCAGCACUCCACCAAUCAGGCCUUUAUAGUAGAGUGGCCAGACGGAAGCCACUCCUCAGUAAAAGGCACAUGACAGCCCGCUUGGAGUUUGCCAAAGGGGAACUAAAGGACUCAGAACAAGAUUAUUUGGCCAGAAUGCCAAGCGUCACGUCUGGAGGAAACCUGGCGCCAUCCCUACGGUGAAGCAUGGUGGUGGCAGCAUCAUGCAAUGGGGAUGUUUUUCAGCGGCAGGGACUGGGAGACUAGUCAGGAUCAAGGGAAAGAUGAACAGAGCAAAGUACAGAGAUCCUUGAUGAAAACCUGCUCCAGAGUGCUCAGGACCUCAGACUGGGGCAAAGGUUCACCUUGCAACAGGACAACGACCCUAAGCACACAGCCAAGACAACGCAGGAGUGGCUUCAGGAAAGUCUCUGAAUGUCCUUGAGUGGCCCAGCCAGAGGCCGGAUUUGAACCCGAUCGAACAUCUCUGGAGAGACCUGAUAAUAGCUGUGCAGCAACGCUCCCCAUCCAACCUGACAGAGCUUGAGAGGAUCUGCAGAGAAGAAUGGGAGAAACUCCCCAAAUACAGGUGUGCCAAGCUUGUAGCGUCAUACCCAAGAAGACUCAAGGCUGUAAUCGCUGCCAAAGGUCCUUCAACAAAGUACUGAGUAAAGGGUCUGAAUACUUAUGUAAAUGUGAUAUUUCAGUGUUUUUAUUUAUUUAAAGCUGUUUUUGCUUUGUGAUUAUGGGGUAUUGUGUGUAUAUUGAGGACACAUUUUUAUUUAAUCUAUUUUAGAAUAAGGCUGUAAUGUAACAAAAUGGGGAAAAAGUCAAGGGGUCUGAAUACUUUCCAAAUGCACUGUAUUUGGAUUGCCAUGCUUUCUAGAAUAGAUAUCAGCUUUUUUAAAAUCUAUUUUUUUUUCUUGUUUCCUAAUUAGCAAACGCAACUUUGGGAUAAGUUACCUCUCCCGGGACCGUGGAGGUGUGGAAGUGUAUCUCUCUCUCCUUUCUGACUGGGAUUUAGAUGCUGCUUUUGUCAGUGCUGCUAAACCUUAUCUACAGCUCAAGAUGGACAUUCAUCUCUCCGAAGACAGUAAGCAGACUUGUCAAACAUUCACUUGUAUAUCCAUUUAGGUCAUUUAGUGAAAGCCAAUCUCUUGUUAAUGUCAGUCUCUGUUUGUGUUCCUUUGGGUCACCACUAAGAACUGGUACAGUCGUUGAUUUGGUGUGUGUGUGUGAUUCAGUAUUAACAAUUAAAGGCCACUCUAAAAUCUGCAGUUUUCUCACACAACACAAUGCUACAGAUGUCUCAAGUUUUGAGGGAGCGUGCAAUUAGCAUGCUGACCGCAGGAAUGUCCACCAGAACUGUUGCCAGAGCAUUGAAUGUCAAUAAGCCACCUCCAAUGUCGUUUUAGAGAAUUUGGCAGUACGUCCAACCGGCCUCACAACCGUAGACCACGUGUAACCACACCAGCCCAGGACCUCCACAUCCGGCUUCUUCACCUGCGGGAUCGUCUGAAACCAGUCACCCGGACAGCUAAUGAAACUGUGGGUUUGCACAACCGAAGAAGUUAUGCACAAACUGUCAGAAACUGUCUCGGGGAAGCUCAUCUCAGGGAAGCUCAUCCGUCUGCCUGCAAUCUGCCUGGUACAGUUGAAACCGGGAUUAAUCCGUGAAGAGCAUACUUCUCCAGCAAGCCAGUGGCCAUCGAAGGAGAGCAUUUGCCCACUGAUGUCGGUUAAAACACCGAACUGCAGUCAGCGCAAGACCCUGGUGAGGACGAUGUCGUGUGGGCGAGUGGUUUGCUGAUGUGAACAGAGUGCCCCGUGGUGGUGGGGUUAUGGUAUGCAAUGGCAUAAGCUACGGACAACGAACACAAUUGCAUUUUAUCGUUGGCAAUUGUAAUGCACAGAGAUACCGUGACGAGAUUCUGAGGCCUAUUUUCGUGCCAUUCAUCCACCGCCAUCACCUCGUGUUUCAGCAUGAUAAUGCAUGGCCCCAUGUCGCAAGGAACUGUACACAAUUCCCAGAAGCUGAAAAUGAAAUAAAUAAACGUCACCACCCAUUGAGCAUGUUUGGGAUGCUCUGGAUCGACGUGUACAAUAGUGUGUUCCAAUUCCCACCAAUAUCCAGCAACUUCUUACAGCCAUUGAAGAGGAGUCGGACAACAUUCCACAGGCCACAAUCAACAACCUGAUCAACUCUAUGCGAAGGAGAUGUCGCGCUGCUGACUUUUUCUGAUCCACGCACCUACGUUUUUUAAAAGUGAUCUGUGACCAACAGAUGCAUAUCUGUAUUCCCAGUCGUGAAAUCCAUAGAUUAGGGCCUAAUGAACUUAUUUCAAUUGACUGAUUUAUAUAUGAACGGUAACACAGUAAAAUCUUUGAAAUUGUUCAGUGUAGUUUGUACCAAGCAUCUCUUCCCCAUUUUUAACUUUUUUUGUAAUAUAUUUGUGGGCCUCUCCUUCAUACAUUCAUUGAUCGAUCACCUCGUUUUCCCACUUUCUUAUUCCCUUAAGGUCCCGUUAUGGAAGAAUGGGACAUAAUAAGCCCCAAAGAUGUGAUUGGUUCUGACCAGCUUCCUGGGGAUAGGAGGUCCUUGGCGGCUGCCGCCCUUCCCUUCACCCAGUCCCUGCUGUCCCAGGUUACUGACGACACUCUCGCUCUUCACACUGUCAGCCAUAUUUUUUACCAUCCAGUCAGUGCUGCCUUGAGUCAGGACCUUCUGCUAAUGCUAAAUAUGUCCACUAGGUUAGUGUUGCUUCCAAUGACCCACCUGGGGUUUAAACUCUCGCUGUCUGUCUCUGUUCAGAUGAUGGGUCGAACGCUGUCCAGAGUACAGCAGGCCUUGAGCUGGUCGUACGGGGAGGAGGUGAAGCCUUUCAAGCCCCCUCUGAGUGAUGCCGAGUUCCACAGUUACCUCAAUGGCCAGGGCCAGCUGUCCCGGCCAGAGGAACUGAGGCUGCGCAUCUAUCAUGGUGGGGUGGAGCCCUCUCUACGCAAGGUAAUUGGACAUUCACUGAGCGAUUCCAACAGCAAGUCUGCUACCGGACAGCUUUUUUAACCCUCAAUACCAGACAGUUUCACAAAUCUAAUUUGAAAUUGCUGAAAUAUCAGAUCAAAUCACAUAGGGCCGAAUCCUAACUUGAGUGUGUGUAACUUAGACUUUCCCCUAAACCUUGCAUUGAUGUCAAUGGGAGAUUUAUGCAACAUUUGAGUUGCGAUUGAGAAGGGCAUAUGUUCUCCAAAACAUUGACGGGAAGUGUUUACUUAUGCUCUUUGGAUGUUAAUAAUUUCCUAAAAUGUGGAUUAGAUGUGGGAAUAGAGCAUUUGGGUGUAUCCUUGUUGUAUUUUGGAGUGUAAACAGACUAUCUAUGUAGGUCAUUCAAUGUGGAACAAGAAAAAAUAGCACAAAGAAAUGCCAUUUGGAGGUAGGAGAGCUAUAUUUAUAUAUUACUGUGUUAUAUGAACGCAGAGAUUUUAGCUAUAUCCUGUAUGUCAAAAACCCUUUCCUCUGUGCCCAGGUUGUCUGGCGAUACCUCCUGAACGUGUACCCCGAUGGGCUGACCGGUCAGGAGAGAAUGGACUACAUGAAGAGCAAGACUAGGGAGUAUGACCAGCUGAAGGGGGAGUGGUCAGCAAGGGCCAGUCCAGAGGACCUGGAGUUCAUCAGGGGCAACGUACUGAAGGACGUCCUGAGGACCGACCGGGCCCAUCCCUAUUACGCCGGCUCAGAGGACAGCCCCCACCUCACUGCUCUCACCGACCUGCUUACCACCUUUGCCAUUACACAUCCACAGGUGUGGGGAUCUAUAUUUUGUUUGCAUUCUUUUUAAUUUCCUUGACAUGCAGACAUGCUAAAGGGUUUGGUAUUAUAAAUGCAGUGAACGAAGGAUAUGCUCAACUCCUCUUCUCCUCUCCUCUGCUCUCCUCUGCUCUGCUCUGCUCUGCUCUGCUCUCCUCUCCCCUUCCCUCCUCAUCUCCUCUCCCCUCCCCUCCUCAUCUCCUCUCCCCUCCCCUCCUCAUCUCCUCUCCUCUUCCUUCCUCAUCUCAUCUCCUCUUCCCUCCUCAUCUCAUCUCUUCCCUCCUCCUCAUCUCAUCUCCUCUCCCCUCCCCUCCUUUCUCCCCUCUCCCCUGUUUGGCAUCUUAGAUUCUGAUUAUUUGCUAUUGAGUUAUGAUUAGUAAACUCAGUCUGCCUGCAGUGAUAUGUAAGCCCAGUUGUUGGAGAUCAUAUGUCAGGGCUCCAGACUGCGACCAUUUAGUCGCAUCUUGCGACCCUUUGACUUGUUAUAUUAUAUUAUAUUUGGUCGCAUUGAUGCGAUCUCACAUUCUACAUGCUCACCUCACUCCAAACAUCCUAUUUUUUAAGCUACUAAAACCAUGAUUUGGUCAAACAGUAAUGUGCAUUAUCCUCAUGAUUCCUGUAAUGAAAGUCUCUGCCCUGUGCCUGUUUCGCUGGGGCCUUCUGCUGUGAUUAGCGAGCCACGCACUCCCUCUCCCCCAUACUCUGGGAGAAAAACAUUUGUUCUGAUUGUAGGCUAUACCAUUUCAAUUACUAUUGUCACUGUUGAAGAGAGGAGAUUAUCAGCUUUCUGUAGGUACAAUUUGUAUUUCUUGACUCUUAAUAUUGAGCUCUAUUUUACAACCAAGAUAUUUGAAAUUACUUUGAGAUACGUAGCGAGCUAAAAGCGCAUCAGCCAUUGCAGGCCUCAUUGUGAAGUUUUUUUAGGACAUUGAAUUUACUAUUAGAUUAGGGAUCAUUCAAGGGGGGGAUUCAGCAUGCUUUUGUGGCACAGUCGAUGCCAUGCAGGGUUAUGGGCCAGAAGGUUGAGGGUUCGCCGACCACCACGGACGAGCUCACUCUCCCUGCCCGUUUCAUUACACUACGGUCAGAGCCGGCUGCAGACAAUGAUCAGCUAGGAGGGCAUCAGAUUUUCAACAUUUACAUGCUACAUUUAUGAUAUAAAAUAUAUUCAACAAAUCUUCCACCAACCGGUUUCUGUGCCACCGCACAACCAAUAAGUAAAGAAUAUGGCACUUCAACAUCAUGGUUUGCGUUUUCAACACCACAAUCAAAUACUGUCAUUCUCGAAAAAGAGUAAAUGCAUCCCUCCCUAUCUUAUAUCGAAGGCUUAGCUUGACAAUCUCCUAAUGUCAUUAAACUUUUUGAUGUUUUGUAACGUCUUUUUCCAUUCAUCAAAUGGCCGGUGCACAUUGCACUGUUUGGAUGCUGGAAUUAUAUUAGCGUGGACGAACAUGCGCAAGUAGCCUACAGGAGACUUUUCUAAUCAGAUGAAAACAUUGACUGGUUGUGUUUAUGCUGCAUAUACAGUGGGGGAAAAAAAGUAUUUAGUCAGCCACCAAUUGUGCAAGUUCUCCCACUUAAAAAGAUGAGAGAGGCCUGUAAUUUUCAUCAUAGGUACACGUCAACUAUGACAGACAAAUUGAGAAGAAAAAAAUCCAGAAAAUCACAUUGUAGGAUUUUUUAUGAAUUUAUUUGCAAAUUAUGGUGGAAAAUAAGUAUUUGGUCCCCUACAAACAAGCAAGAUUUCUGGCUCUCACAGACCUGUAACUUCUUCUUUAAGAGGCUCCUCUGUCCUCCACUCGUUACCUGUAUUAAUGGCACCUGUUUGAACUUGUUAUCAGUAUAAAAGACACCUGUCCACAACCUCAAACAGUCACACUCCAAACUCCACUAUGGCCAAGACCAAAGAGCUGUCAAAGGACACCAGAAACAAAAUUGUAGACCUGCACCAGGCUGGGAAGACUGAAUCUGCAAUAGGUAAGCAGCUUGGUUUGAAGAAAUCUACUGUGGGAGCAAUUAUUAGGAAAUGGAAGACAUACAAGACCACUGAUAAUCUCUCUCGAUCUGGGGCUCCACGCAAGAUCUCACCCCGUGGGGUCAAAAUGAUCACAAGAACAGUGAGCAAAAAUCCCAGAACCACACGGGGGGACCUAGUGAAUGACCUGCAGAGAGCUGGGACCAAAGUAACAAAGCCUACCAUCAGUAACACACUACGCCGCCAGGGACUCAAAUCCUGCAGUGCCAGACGUGUCCCCCUGCUUAAGCCAGUACAUGUCCAGGCCCGUCUGAAGUUUGCUAGAGUGCAUUUGGAUGAUCCAGAAAAGGAUUGGGAGAAUGUCAUAUGGUCAGAUGAAACCAAAAUAGAACUUUUUGGUAAAAACUCAACUCGUCGUGUUUGGAGGACAAAGAAUGCUGAGUUGCAUCCAAAGAACACCAUGCCUACUAUGAAGCAUGGGGGUGGUAACAUCAUGCUUUGGGGCUGUUUUUCUGCAAAGGUACCAGGACGACUGAUCCGUGUAAAGGAAAGAAUGAAUGGGGCCAUGUAUCGUGAGAUUUUGAGUGAAAACCUCCUUCCAUCAGCAAGGGCAUUACAUUUACAUUUUAGUCAUUUAGCAGACGCUCUUAUCCAGAGCGACUUACAGUUAGUGAGUGCAUACAUAUUUUCUUUUUGAAUUUUUCAUACUGGCCCCCCGUGGGAAUCAAACCCACAACCCUGGCGUUGCAAACGCCAUGUUCUACCAACUGAGCUACAUCCCUGCCGGCCAUUCCCUCCUCUACCCUGGACGACGCUGGGCCAAUUGUGCGCCGCCCCAUGGGUCUCCCGGUCGCGGCCGGCUACGACAGAGCCUGGAUUCGAACCAGGAUCUCUAGUGGCACAGACCACUGCGCCACUCGGGAGACUUGAAGAUGAAAUGUGGCUGGGUCUUUCAGCAUUACAAUGAUCCCAAACACACCGCCCGGGCAACGAAGGAGUGGCUUCGUAAGAAGCAUUUCAAGGUCCUGGAGUGGCCUAGCCAGUCUCCAGAUCUCAACCCCAUAGAGGGAGUUGAAAGUCCGUGUUGCCCAGCGACAGCCCCAAAACAUCACUGCUCUAGAGGAGAUCUGCAUGGAGGAAUGGGCCAAAAUACCAGCAACAGUGUGUGAAAACCUUGUGAAGACUUACAGAAAACGUUUGACCUGUGUCAUUGCCAACAAAGGGUAUAUAACAAAGUGUUGAGAAACUUUUGUUAUUGACCAAAUACUUAUUUUCCACCAUAAUUUGCAAAUAAAUUCAUUAAAAAUCCUACAAUGUGAUUUUCUGGUUUUUUUUCCCUCAUUUUGUCUGUCAUAGUUGACGUGUACCUAUGAUGAAAAUUACAGGCCUCUCUCAUCUUUUUAAGUGGGAGAACUUGCACAAUUGGUGGCUGACUAAAUACUUUUUUUCCCCACUGUAAAAUGCCAUGCAUUUUAAAAGUUAAAUGACAAAUAUAUUUAGGCUAUAUUGACACGUCAGGUUCAAAGUGCACGAGGAAUAGCCGCUCGGAUCGUAGAGGAAGCAGAGCGUGCAUUAAGCUUUCCUGGAUAACUGGGCCUGCUGGAAGCAUAUGUGGCCACAUUAUUAUAGGAGGAGUUGGGAGAAUGAUGAACCACAACAGACAGCACAUCUCAGUACCAGAAGCAGAAAUCCAGCCAGACUGGCCUGCUACUGUGCCUUUCUUGUCCUUUUUAAGGCUUUGGCUCGUGAGACUGCUUUGAAAUAAAUGUUAAUCACCAAAGCUUUAUUAAAAGAUCUAGUCUGGCAGCAGCAAAACAGUGAGCAGACAUCCCCUCUUUAUCUUUGUAUUGUGCAUUAUUUUAGCCAGCUCCUAAUUAUUAUUUUGGACGUGCUUAAAACCCCCUCCAUAUAUGUCCAUAUGCCCAUCAUGAAACGAGAAAUGAGAUGAUGCCAGUGCAGCGACCCUCUUUUAUUAGAAACGUUUAAGUUACUUUACUGUAACAGCUGCUUGUUUUGGUUUCACUUGAUUAAAAACCAAGCCCUCAGUAGGCUACCCUUAUCCUACUGUAACGGAGUCUGGUUCAACAGCAAUGUGUCGUCGGGUGUCUUUCUUUUAUCCUGGCCUUGUAGCCUAUCCAUAAAAGGUGUUUAAAUCGUCCAUUCGUGAGAGUGCCUUGAAUUGAAAAAUACUGCACAUCCUAAAACAUACACAUAUGCCUACCUGCAUACUUCAUUUUGCUUAAAGUGCCCAUCCUCAUUUCCAAAGAGAGCCUCUCAUCCAACCGGACGCACUCCUCCAAACUUCAAUUAUUAAGUCCUAUAACCUGUCGAGAGUAGACCCACAACUGAUCCAAAUGGUUGCCUUGGCUAGAUGGAGUUAAUUCGGAAUGAAGCAUUCAAAUCACAGGGCUUUUGCACCGUUAUUCAAAUGACAUUCACUGCAUUUUACAGCCUAGAGUAGAAUCUUGUACUCAUUUGAAAACAAUAAUGCAAUUAUUCAAUGCAUUGUGCUGUUGUUGGCUAGUCUAGGUUGGAUAAUUUUAUUGUCCCUAAAUAAGAUCAAUAGGGGAACUUUUUGGAGCAGCGUAUCUCAUCACUUAACUGUUCUUUUCAUGCACAAUGGCCUCUCCGCUGCCUAUCAGCUAUUCCUCUUUGUUGUUUUGGAUUUAUAUUGAAAGCUUUGAAUGAUUUUAUGUGUGGUAUGAUUACUAGUUAGCUGAUUUGCAGAUCUGGACAAACAAUCCACCUACCACUAAUGUCACUAUGAAUGGUGGAUAGAGGGCAGGAUCGACUGGUAGACUGUGUAUAAUUAGCAUGCCGAAAAGUGUUGUGCAUAAGGAAAGUACCAAAGCACCUUGAGGGGAGGCAAGCAGAUGAGGAAAUUUGGCUAGGAUGGAAGAAAUUAUAUAGUAAAACGGCAAAUGGAAACCGGGGGGAAAAUGCACUAUCCUCCCCUGUGCCCAAUAAAAAAAUCCUCCCCAAAGCAAGAAAAUAAAAGUGACCCCCAUCCCAAGUAAUCCCUUAAUACAUGGCUACCGGCAGUGGGUAUUAUGUUUAGAGUUAGUGAUCUACAGUGAGGGAAAAAAGUAUUUGAUCCCCUGCUGAUUUUGUACGUUUGCCCACUGACAAAGACAUGAUCAGUCUAUAAUUUUAAUGGUAGGUUUAUUUGAACAGUGAGAGACAGAAUAACAACAAAAACAUCCAGAGAAACGCAUGUCAAAAAUGUUAUAAAUUGAUUUGCAUUUUAAUGAGGGAAAUAAGUAUUUGACCCCUCUGCAAAACAUGACUACUUGGUGGCAAAACCCUUGUUGGCAAUCAGAAGUCAGACGUUUCUUGUAGUUGGCCACCCGGUUUGCACACAUCUCAGGAGGGAUUUUGUCCCACUCCUCUUUGCAGAUCUUCUUCAAGUCAUUAAGGUUUCGAGGCUGACGUUUGGCAACUCGAACCUUCAGCUCCCUCCACAGAUUUCCUAUGGGAUUAAGGUCUGGAGUCUGGCUAGGCCACUCCAGGACCUUAAUGUGCUUCUUCUUGAGCCACUCCUUUGCUGCCUUGGCCGUGUGUUUUGGGUCAUUGUCAUGCUGGAAUACCCAUUUUCAAUACCCUGGCUGAGGGAAGGAGGUUCUCACCCAAGAUUUGACGGUACAUGGCCCCGUUCAUCGUCCCUUUGAUGCGGUGAAGUUGUCCUGUCCCCUUAGCAGAAAAACACCCCCAAAGCAUAAUGUUUCCACCUCCAUGUUUGACAGUGGGGAUGGUGUUCUUGGGGUCAUAGGCAGCAUUCCUCCUCUUCCAAACAUGGCGAGUUGAGUUGAUGCCAAAGAGCGUGAUUUUGGUCUCAUCUGACCACAACACUUUCACCCAGUUCUCCUCUGAAUCAUUCAGAUGUUCAUUGGCAAACUUCAGAUGGCCCUGUAUAUGUGCUUUCUUGAGCAGGGGGACCUUGCGGGCGCUGCAGGAUUUCAGUCCUUCACGGCGUAGUGUGUUACCAAUUGUUUUCUUGGUGACUAUGGUCCCAGCUGCCUUGAGAUCAUUGACAAGAUCCUCCUGUGUAGUUCUGGGCUGAUUCCUCACCGUUUUCAUGAUCAUUGCAACUCCACGAGGUGAGAUCUUGCAUGGAGCCCCAGGCCGAGGGAGAUUGAGAGUUAUUUUGUGUUUCUUCCAUUUGCGAAUAAUCGCACUUCUCACCAAGCUGCUUGGCGAUGGUCUUGUAGUCCAUUCCAGCCUUGUGUAGGUCUACAAUCUUGUCCCUGACAUCUUGGAGAGCUCUUUGGUCUUGGCCAUGGUGGAGAGUUUGGAAUCUGAUUGAUUGAUUGCUUCUGUGGACAGGUGUCUUUUAUACAGGUAACAAGAUGAGAUUAGGAGCACUCCCUUUAAGAGUGUGCUCCUAAUCUCAGCUCAUUACCUGUAUAAAAGAUACCUGGGAGCCAGAAAUCUUCCUGAUUUGAGAGGGGGUCAAAUACUUAUUUCCCUCAUUAAAAUGCAAAUCAAUUUAUAACAUUUUUGACAUGCGUUUCUCUGGAUUUUGUUGUUGUUAUUCUGUCUCUCACGUUCAAAUAAACCUACCAUUAAAAUUAUAGACUGAUAAUUUCUUUGUCAGUGGACAAAUGUACAAAAUCAGCAGGGGAUCAAAUACUUUUUUCCCUCACUGUAGCUAAUGUGUUUUGAGUUUCCACUUACUCAGGUGGUGAAUUAGCCCCAAAUAAAUUAGCCUAUGAUAUUAAUGCAUAUAAAGAUGUAGGCAAAUGUAUCUCUAUUGAACAAAAUACAAUUCUGAAGCCCUAUUUUAACAGUAAAAUAGAACAACAAUAGCCUAAUUGUCAACCCAAGAUUUGACAAUCACUGUAUUAGGUUGCACAUCAAAAUAUCUUGAAUCAUGCAUUCCUGCAUGCACAUGUUUAGAUGAAACUACUUGUUUCUUGAAUAUCAUCUCAGUAGUCUAUUACACCUCUUAAUAAAGGACUGUGAAUGAUUACACAUUUUUUCUAUUGCGUGACGCCAAAAUCAUGGGCUGGUGCCACCAACUGAAAACGUUAGUGGCACCAGGGAGAAAUCUUAGUCUGGUGCCCUGUAUAUUUUUGCUGUGUUUAAUUUAUUCUGAACUCUUUGUUUCGUAGGUGUCGUACUGCCAAGGCAUGAGUGAUAUUGCUUCUCCGAUACUUGCCGUCAUGGACAAUGAGGCACAUGCAUUCAUCUGUUUCUGUGGCAUCAUGAAACGCCUAGAGGGCAACUUCUGCCCGGAUGGCCAAUUCAUGUCCGUCAAGUUCCAGCAUCUGAAGCUGCUACUGCAGUACUCCGACCCCGAGUUCUACUGUUAUUUGGUGUCCCGCGGAGCUGAUGACCUGUUCUUCUGUUACCGCUGGCUGCUCUUGGAACUCAAACGGGAGUUUGCCUUCGACGAUGCCCUGAGGAUGCUGGAGGUCACCUGGAGCUCCCUGCCCCCUGACCCUCCUGAAACAGAAGUGGAGCUUCUUGGGCCGCCGCUAGAAACAGACCAGACCAUAGUGACAUGUGAGAGUGGUGUUGAAAAGAGGCCCGCCAUUACAGGGGAUGCUGGUGAAGAAGGGGAGCAGAAAGAGAAGCAGCGGAGACGACACAUGUUGAGGCCCUCAAGAGAGGAGGCAGAUGGGGGGAGAAGGAUCAAAAUGGAGGAAGGAAAGAGGGAGGACAGAGGAGCCAGAAGAGAGGGUGAGGGGAACUUUGACAUGCCUUACGUAGGAAAGGAGCAGGCGCACAACAAUGUGCCUGUUCCUUCCUUCGAGAAGCAGACCAGUUUUGACGAGUUCAAAUACUACAGUGCACGGAACAAGGACAGCUUAGAUUUCGAGGAGAGAGCCCCACCAGAGGGUCCUGUUGAGAUGGAAGCCUCCUCGCACCCAGGGGAGAGAGCGCAUCUUAUAACGGACGUUGACAAGUCCUCCAACCCAGAUACAGAGGAGAGGAGCUCCCCAAAUGGACAAAUAGCCUCUCCGGCCUCCUCGUUUCCCCCUGGCCUGCCAAGCUGGAAGAAUGGUUCCUCUCUGUCUCCAGGGUCCACUCCCUCCCCCUCGAGUUGGAGAGGUGCCUCCCCAGACACCCCGUCACCAAAGUUCACCUCUCCCAUUUUACCCAACGGAAGGGUUGAGUCGCCAGAGAAAGCCACAAGAGGGUUUGCUUCCUUUGCCUCGGUGCCGAAUGGAACCGGAGCCAACUCACCCGCUACCCCCACAGGGAGGUCCUUGGUUUCCUCUCCGCUGUUGUCUCGAGCGUUGCUCUCCUCGCCUAUUUUGUCCUUCGGGAGAGCUCUUCCUUCGCUGCCCGUCGGAACGGUGAACAAGUCCUUUUCUAGUAACCUCCAAUCUCCUUGCAGCAGAGCCUCCAGCACCGCGCCCCACACUCCAAAUUCAACCAAACCAGAGAAUACCACCAUCAAACCUUGUUCCCUGCCACCUCCUCAAGAGUUUGGCAAAGGAAAUCCAUUCAUGUUGUUCCUGUGCCUGUCGAUCCUGCUGGAGCAUCGAGACCACAUUAUAAAGAACAGCUUUGAUUACAACGAGCUGGCUAUGCACUUUGACCGCCUUGUUCGUAGACACAAUCUGGGCAGGGUGCUGCAGCGCGCCAAGGCCUUGUUUGCGGACUACCUGCAGAGUGAGGUAUGGGAUUCGGAGGAAGGGGACGAGGUCAGCUCUGAUUCGCCCACCACAGUCACUGCUGCUCUGCACUCCCCGCCCCCCUCGGCCACCAGGCCUCUUUUUACCCCUUUGUCAUCCCCACAACCAUCCUCCCCAAACUCCACCUAUAACCUGGCUGACACCAUACCUUCCCCUUCUUCACCUCUCCCUCUCUCCUUCUUGACUUCUGUCACUAUAUCCCCAACACACUACAAUGACUAA